Messenger RNA from Kwoniella mangroviensis CBS 8507, 1818 nucleotides. RefSeq lists its product as uncharacterized. Lineage: Eukaryota; Fungi; Basidiomycota; Tremellomycetes; Tremellales; Cryptococcaceae. The coding region runs from base 1 to 1818 and encodes 605 amino acids. The transcript has 7 exons. The record is from RefSeq and is a predicted model, not a curated record.
AUGUCAAAAGCAAAAUUGACAGCCGAACCCAAGCCAAAUCACACAGAAUCUCCAUCACCUUUCCACUCUCUGUCUUCAGGAGUCGACAGCCUUCCCCUCUCUUCUGGAAUUGACAGUCUUCCAGAAACCUUACCUUCAGACAGCCCUCCAAACGCAUCACAAGAAUUCGCCACCUUCGCUGAAUCACUGUCUAUCUCUAAGACAUCGGGAAGAGCUCAGAACAGAGUCGAGAGUGGAGAUGUCGAGCUCUCGACUGAAUUGGCGUUGGCGCACCAAGUUUGCGCUUUCGAACAACUUUUUCACGAAGCGUUGGCGGCUUUCCACGGAACGAAGCAACCUGCGAUGAGAUCUAGUCUUCGGGAGAAGAUCGACAGAAGCUCGGUGAAGGGAGUGAAGAGGGAGCUUAAAGGGGUCAAAGGUACAGAGAAGGAGGAUGAUAUCCACUAUCUGAUAGGAUUGCUUGAAAAGAUCACCGAUUCCCAGAGAAAUGCUAAAGACAACAUCAUCAACGAGAGACUGUUAACAUUAAUUCAGGACAAUUUCAUCAACGCUCUCCUCAAUCGACAAGUUGAACUUCGUACUUGUCGAAACCUCUCUGAUAAUCAAGUCGGACUUUUCAGAAGAAACACGUCCACUGUUGAACGAACAACCAAGAAGAGAUCCAGAAGUGGUAAGGACCGAAGUGAAUCAGGAUUUGGCAAGAUGGACAUGACAGGUAUUGAGUAUAUAAUCUUAACUCUUCCUACCUCCAAAAUACGAGAUAUCGAUGACGCGGAGAAGCAUCGCUUUCAUCCGGGGCUGUGUUUCGAACGACUCCGGGAUGGGAAAGUAACAGUGAUGAUGAACUUAGGUUUCGGUCGAUCAGUCAAUCACGCUUGCAUUUGCAACGUUGAUUGGGAGAUGCCGGAUGAUGAGCUAUACAAGCUCAUCGAUGCAGCUGAUGGUGGCGUAGCCACGCAGGAGUUCGAGUUCGUGCAAACUUCAUCGAUCAGACCAGGAGAAGAGCUCUUGGCUUAUUAUAGUGAAUUCUUCGCUAAGAACUUCUGUACCUGCCGAUGGGGAGAUAAGGAAGAUCAUAAUUAUUCUAGUAGUUCAUCUGAACAUGAUUCCUCGCCAGAUUACACCGAUAAGAAAAGUAACAAGAAGAAACGAUAUACGAAAAAGAAAUCAGCGCCAUUGUCUAAUAUGAAGACAGAACCGUCCGACCUCACUGAGAGACCGCUCAAGCGAAAUAGUAAGGAGAAUAUGCCAAUGCCAGAAGAUGCCGACAGGACGGUUCAUGAAGAUGGAUCGACACUCAAGGCUUCCGCUGAAAAUGAUUACUUGGAAAAUGAUAGAGGUGAAGCUUUACCUUGCACUCCAGAGGUCAACGCCUAUCCCAACGAGGAUUCAUAUCCAACUUUCCUCCCUUACCAGCCCAAGAAUCUUCAGUCUUCGCACGCUCUACAGACCGGAUUACCUGAAGGGGAGCCCAAGGACACGGCACACUUUCAUACUUCUCCUCAGCACCUUUCUGACAGUCCAACAUCCCUGACUUGGGGAUUUACCGAUGCCGAUCCAGAAGAACGUAUCAUAGGGCUUAGCGCAGCCACCUCAAAUUUGGCUGGAGACAUUCAAGACAAAAGAUAUGAUGAGCUAGAUAGGGCCACUAUGGACCUAAAUUCCUUCCCAUGGACACCGGUAUCCACUUCUAGAUCAAAGACUCCAAAUCCCGUCACAGCCUAUCAAAACACUAUGAUCCCAGCUCCUCUUGCGCAAAAAGCGACCAAGAGCGGUCGAAGUGGCGGAAGCCGAAAAGAUCGUGCUCGUGGAAUCUGA